Messenger RNA from Aspergillus ruber CBS 135680, 570 nucleotides. RefSeq lists its product as uncharacterized. The transcript is spliced from 4 exons. Lineage: Eukaryota; Fungi; Ascomycota; Eurotiomycetes; Eurotiales; Aspergillaceae. The record is from RefSeq and is a predicted model, not a curated record. Bases 1 to 570 code for a protein of 189 amino acids.
AUGGCUACUACAAGGCUUCGUAGAGUAUUUCGCUACCCCGAGGACUCAGGUGACGAAGGGCAUGAGCGUGAAGAGUUAGACGAGGAAGAGCAAGAACGGGUGAUAGAGCAAUUGCAGAGACAGAAUGACCAGCGGAAUGCACAAUAUAGUACUGUUUUCACCGCAUUUCCACUACUACCAACACUAGUGUUCGUCCCGUCAGUGCUGUCCAGAUCAUCAACUCCCGCAGCGCGGCUCUUCUCCUUCCUUGCUAUCUCGUCGUUGCUGGUAACGGCCUGCAUAAUGAAGCUGUCUAUGCCGCACUUGUCUGAUCGCAAAGGCAAGAGACCUGUUGCACGGGUCAAACGCACCAUGCUCGUCCGAAAAAGCUUGUUGUUUACAAACACUGGCAUCUGCGGGACAUUGAUCCUGGUGUAUCUCUUCGCUAAUAUGUCAUCUUCCUCUAUCUGGCCGGGUUUAUAUAUAGUUCCAGGAGCAAUGUUCGGGGUAAUCUUGUUGGUGCGGGAAGCAAUGAUCUCAGUGGAUUUAUCACAUCUUCAGAACCUUCGAUAUGAGUACAAAGGUGCCUAG